AUGGAGCUGAAGCCGUAUGCCGAGGAGGAGGCGAAGCCUUUGAAGGUCACGGCUGUCCCCGGGACAGUGCUGAUGAUACGAUCCGACAAGCUUCGUGUGAGACACCUCUGCCGGACACGGACGCUACUGCUUAGCUGCAACCUGCAAGCCUCCGGCGGUACCAACGCACGGCUAGCACCCAACCCCUGCGCUGCGAAGCUCCAGGUGUGGCUUGAUGAGCGGCUGCACAAUCUCAAGCAAGCAGAGACGGAAGACCGCCGUGCCGAGCUCCCUCGCCACCUGCGCCUGGCAAUGAACCGCCAGUGCUUCAAGGGGCAGUACAUGGCAGUCAGAGGCCUCGCGAGCCGCGUCGCACCUUGCUGGGGCCCUGAGACGUUUUUGUGUGGCCGGGGGCUGAGCCGGGAGCUUUGCUUCCAUUGCUUACAACUCAGGCUGCUAUGUAGCAUCGGGUUCAAGGAUUUCAGGGUAUCAGGAUGUUGGGUUUGA
This is a messenger RNA of Symbiodinium necroappetens, 486 nucleotides long. NCBI's taxonomy places the organism in Eukaryota, Dinophyceae, Suessiales, Symbiodiniaceae. The record is from the annotation of a GenBank genome assembly.